Molecule: messenger RNA, 3093 nt
Organism: Euleptes europaea (tarantolino)
Lineage: Eukaryota; Metazoa; Chordata; Lepidosauria; Squamata; Sphaerodactylidae
Gene: CRACDL
Product: CRACD like
Exons: 11
Coding region: 144-3074 (976 amino acids)
Source: RefSeq, a predicted model, not a curated record
CUUUCAUGUGAGCUUGAAAGCACCGGCAUUCUUCUUUCAUUACAUCUUAGACGUUUGGCAAGGUGAAGGAUUUCUUUUGAAACAUGUAGCCCUUUGUGUCUAACUGAAUCUGGCGAAACCAAAAUGUAUACAGUGUCUGCCACAUGAGCUGUACAAGGAUAAUGGAUAUCAAACUACAGGAGGCGGAAGGAUUUGGUGAGGAAAGUUCAGGAAAGAAAAAAUCUAAGUUCAAGUCUAUAAAAAAAUUCUUUGGAAAAAGGAAAAGAAAAGAGACAUUACCAUCUUCGGGAAGUGGUAGUCUGAAACUAUAUCAGUCCACAAGUGAUGUCACAACCGCUGAGUCCAUGCAUAUAGGCUACGAUUCAGAAGAUGAACCUGAGAUACACAACAGUAUUAUGGGAAGCAGAGCCCUGUCCCACGACAGCAUUUUCAUUCCCGAGGCUGCACAAGAGCCUGCAAGGCCAGGACGAGUAUUUUCUCAAGAAAAUGUUUCCGGUCGGAUUAGGGCUUUGCAGUUGAAACUGCAACAGAAUUGGAAAUUUGGCCGCUCUUCUCCAUUUGGAACUCCAUCAAAGAGAGUGGAUGAUGCUGGGAUGAGUUCAGAGGAUGACGGGCUACCCAGAAGCCCACCUGAAAUGUCUUUGCUACAGGAAAUUCUGAAUUCCAGAACAGCACAGUUUUCUGACUCUCACAAGCAUCUUAGCUCUUUGAGUUUAGCUGGAACAGGCAGUGAAGAAGAAGAACAGGUCACAUCAAGCCCCUGGAGAACCUGUUCUGCAGAAUGCCAGUUAUUCCCCAGGAAGUCGAGUGUUAAAAUCAUGGCUGUACCAAUCUCUGAUGGCAGCCUCUCACCUCCUGCAGAUUUUGAUACUCCUGCUGAGUUCACCACUGUCUUGGAUAACUCGGCUGCUAAGCACAAACUUUUAGUAAAGCCACGGAACCAGAGGUCCAGCAAAAUGAGAAGACCACCUUCGAAGAGCCUUUCGGAGUCUCAAAAUGACUUGAGCUCUACCCCUGAGGAAGAUGAAUGUGAAAGGAAAGAGGCAGUGGCUGAGCUGGCCUAUGAAGGUGUCAGUUCCAACUGUCAGUCCCUGACAGAAAGCACAGCUUCGUCAAAUAAUGCAGCGUACUCCCAGCAACUUGAAAUGUCAAAGGGCCUACAGCCUAGCUUGAGUCACCAAGAUGAAAAGUCUUCCGUGCUGCCCUCUGCUUCUCCGUUGCACUUGCCUCCCUGGGAAAAUAUUUCUGAGGGUUGCCAAACAGCGCAAGGAUUAUCACACACCGUACCAUCGUUGCCCUCUUCUGAACAGAAAGAAAAUAUAACCACCCUCCAUCUUACUCCAGAACUGAAAACACAAAGGGACAAAGAGGGCUAUGAAACACAAAAGAUAUGCUCUGGGAAUUUAAGUAGUAUUUUAAACCAGGAAAAUAAACACAUUUCUGAUGUGCCUUCCAAGAGCAUCUUGCUGUCUGAUAAGAAUGUCUCAAACAAAACCGAUAUUCUCCCUACAUUAGAUGAAACAAGCAAAGAUGUACAGAAGGAUGCCCCAGCACUUGUGGAAGACAUUUCCAAUAAGUUAUCUUCUUCAUUGGCUAACUCUAGUUGUCUUUUACCAAAAAGUUAUUUCCAGCUUACAGAUGUAACCAGUCCUGAGAAUAGUAGUUAUUCUCAAUCACCAUGUACAGCUCUUUCAUCACAGAAAGGCACACCUUCUUUCUGGACUCCAGUCAAGACGAAACCUACGCAAGAGCUCCCUGCCUCUGAUAAGGAAAACGGCCCUCCAGCACCACCUGGUACAUUGAUUUUGGGCGAGAAAACUGAGAAAGAAGCCUGCGAGCUCAAUGCCUUGAAAAGAUUUUCCGUAUCAUCAUCUCGAGAGAGGCUAAGGACUGGCAGCUUGAACAUGAAAGAUAAUGCAGAAUGUGAACAUCCAAUAAACAUACAGGCAUUGCUGACCAAAAUUAAAAGCUCCUCAAGAAAUGAGAAGCUGAAUGAGACAAGCACCUCUCAAGAGAAUAAGAGCAGUAGCAAACAGACAUCUCCUCCUCCACAGUCAGAAAUGGAGAGCACAGGUAGGGGAUUAGGUAGGGAGGUGCAUGAGCCACUGCCCCAGGCCAUAAAUCCAGCAUCCGUGCUGAGUAGUUCUGGCAAUGGCCUGCCACAGCAGUCAAGUGCUAGCCAGUCAGGCUGUGGAGAUGAAAAUCCAUUUCAAGUCAAACUGAGAUCGACUUCAUUAUCGCUGAGAUACAGAGACAGCUCCUCACGGGAAUCAAAGGAGACUAAAAGACACAGCGCAGAGUUUAACUUAGAAAAAGAAGGGCUGCCUUCACCUUUGUUGAAAAGUGAAAAGGCAGAAGUGAGAAAAAUAACAGACAUAAAUAUCAGUGACACUUUAAAUGAAACCUGCAAAACUAAAACAAAGGCCUCUGAACAGUCCAGUGUGAAACCUCCAUUGCCAAGGAAACCUGUUUUACAACACGUUAUUACUGGCACUAAUACCAGCUUGGAAAAGCAGGUAAAGGUGAUCAAAGGCUCUGAAUCAAAAAAUGAAGAGGAGAAAGGUUUAGAGAAGAAAUCUGGUCCCUCUGAAGUGCCUGAGAAACGUGUGCCUUCUCCUGUGAGUGCUGUGGAUAUUUCAAAAGGAAUGGAAAGCCAGACAAUACCAGCCUGGGUUACUAUAGCAAAGCAAAAGCAGAGAGUCAUAGAACAGGAGUUUAGCAGAGAAGAAAAACCAGUGGUUUAUUCUAAGACGGAUGCAGAAAAGCAAAAAAAAGAGAUGGAGAGAGCAGAGGAAGCUGUCAAGCAACAGACAGACCCCACCCGGAGCACUUUGCCAUCCACAGUUCCUUCUGAAGAAGAGAUGAAAGAAACGACAUCUAAUACACAGGAGCUGCUGCCCAGAGCUGGCUUGCUGUCACAUCAUAGCCCUGUUCAAUAUUCAGUGCCGUCGGAAAAAGAAGACAUGAAGCUGUUUAAGAAUGUCACUCAUUCUUCCUCAGAUCAGCCAUCGUGGAUGGAACUUGCCAAAAAGAAAUCUCAAGCUUGGAGCGACAUGCCCCAGAUGAUAAAAUAGGGCAAGCAUUUUAUACUGG